GCUGUCACUUCGCCAGAGUCACAGAGCAGGGUUCAUGCCUGCAGCCCCCGCACAGCUGUUCCAUCCUCCCGAGGGCGGCCGGGCCGCCGCACAGCCGGUCCCGUGUGCGCGGGGAAAGUUCCUGGAGCUUCCAGACCCUCAGCGAAUCCACGCCGUCCCGGGCACAACUGCCUUGCCCGGAGCUCUUAAUGUGAAGGGGCCGGCGCGACCCUGGAGCCGCUGACGUGUGGGAGCGGGGAGGGGAGUGACCGGGACGCCGCCUGGGUGUCGUGCCUCCGUCCGGGUCCCUCCGGUCCCCCGUUCCGCUCCGCGAUGGCGCUCCCGGGCCCGCGCCCCGCUGCCAUCCCGGAGGGCGAGGAGGUCCCCCCGGCGGCCUGUAACGGGGAACACCGGGCGCCCUGCGGCCAGGAUGAGAGGGCCGUGUCCAGCCUACAGCGCAGGCACAGCGACGUCAGGGUCUACAAGGAGUUUUGUGACUUCUACAUCAAAUUCAACAUGGCCAACGCCCUGGCCAACGCCAGCUGUGAGCGCUGCCGGGGCGGCUUCGCGCCCGCCGAGAAGAUCGUCAACAGCAACGGCGAGCUGUACCACGAGCAGUGCUUCGUGUGUGCCCAAUGCUUCCAGCAGUUCCCCGAGGGCCUCUUCUACGAGUUUGAAGGAAGGAAGUACUGUGAACAUGACUUUCAGAUGCUCUUUGCUCCGUGCUGUCACCAGUGUGGGGAAUUCAUCAUCGGCCGAGUGAUCAAAGCCAUGAACAACAGCUGGCACCCCGAGUGUUUCCGCUGUGACCUCUGCCAGGGGGUCCUGGCAGACAUCGGGUUUGUCAAGAGCGCCGGGAGACAUCUGUGUCGCCCCUGCCAUAACCGAGAGAAAGCCCGAGGCCUUGGGAAAUACAUCUGCCAGAAGUGUCAUGCCAUCAUUGACGAGCAGCCUCUGAUAUUCAAGAACGACCCCUACCAUCCAGACCACUUCAACUGUGCCAACUGCGGGAAGGAGCUGACCGCCGACGCCCGGGAGCUGAAGGGGGAGCUGUACUGCUUGCCGUGCCACGACAAGAUGGGGGUCCCCAUCUGUGGCGCCUGCCGCCGGCCCAUCGAAGGGCGCGUGGUGAACGCCAUGGGCAAGCAGUGGCACGUGGAGCAUUUUGUUUGUGCCAAGUGUGAGAAACCGUUUCUCGGACAUCGCCAUUACGAGAGGAAGGGCCUGGCGUACUGUGAAACCCACUACAACCAGCUAUUUGGUGAUGUUUGUUUCCACUGCAACCGUGUUAUAGAAGGUGAUGUGGUCUCCGCGCUCAACAAGGCCUGGUGCGUGCACUGCUUCGCCUGUUCCACCUGCAGCGCCAAGUUAACGCUCAAGAAUAAGUUUGUGGAGUUUGACAUGAAGCCAGUCUGUAAGAAGUGCUAUGAGAAAUUUCCAUUGGAGCUGAAAAAAAGACUUAAGAAGCUAGCUGAGACCUUAGGAAGGAAAUAACUUCAUUUUAUUUUUUCUCUUCUAUGCAAAGAUAAGAGAUUACAACAUUGCUUGACCUGAUACACCCUUACUUAAAGCUGCAUCGCAAAAUAGUUGAGAGUGAAGAGGACCUAUUGAGUGGUUUUCUUCAUCUCCUUUUUCUCAUUAAAAAAAGUUGUGUAAUCAUAUUUAAAACAUGGAUGAGAUCAAAAUUUGCCUUUGUUAGUAACCCUUAUCAAUUUGAAAUGUCAACUGUACUUAAUAGCAAAAGAAACAUGGUUAAAUGUUAAAUUUUAAUUGAGGUCCAAAAAGUUAAAUAUAACUUUUAAAAAUGAAAGUAAGGAGUCAGCUUUUACAUGACUCAGAUAAAAAAUAUACACACUAUUUAACUUUGUACUCAAAAGCAAAUUAAUUGCAACUGCAGUUUGGGAGGAUAUAAGAAAGAAAAACAACCAAUCAAGAAAAACAGACCUUACAGAAUCUUAGUACAUUUAUCAAACUAGUGGCUGUAAAAUGAAUAUACACAUUACUAAGAUAAGAAACAAGUAUAUUCAGAACUACUUGAUUUGGGGAUUUUUGUUGUUAUGGUUAAGUGCCAUAAUUCCUAUGCUUAGUUUUAUAUUUUAUUCUCCUUGUGAACGUCUUCAUACAAUAAUUACUUAACAUAGUAGUUAGUUAGCUGAUAGUAUUCCUUUCUAAAUUUUUGCCAAAAAAUUUAUACUAGGUAUUUGAAAAUACAGUAUACUUUACAAUAUUGGGAAAAUGAAGUAUUUUUUAAUGUAUUACAGCAAUUAUGCUUCUAAGGUUAAGGUCAAAGAUGUAGUCUUAGAAUAGGACAUGAAAUUAAAUGUUAUGUAGUUUGGAAUGUAUCACUUAAAAAAAAAGUGAAUGUAUAUGUAUUGCUCAUGUUGCCUUUAUAACCAUGCUAAUAUCUAUGCUUUAUACAUAAAUGAACUUGCCUUGCCUUAGAAAAAUACAUACAUUAAUCAGGAAUUCUAGCUGUUUCAGACCUUACGAACUAAAAACAAGUGCAUUGACUGAGAUUUGUAAACUCAAAUUCAUUUACCACAGCUAUGAUUAUAUGUUAAAAUUUUUUUCACUUUUUGGGGAAACACAUUGAAAUUAAUUUCUGUAAUCUUACUAGAAGAGAAUGAUGUUGAUGUGUGUUUCAAAUUUUUCAUUACAAAUCUCAUAAUUAGAUUUUAUUUACUAUAAGUAGGAGGUAUAAAUGACACUUUUAAAUUGGAAGAGGAAUGUUCAAGUAUCAAUUUUAGGUCAAAAGUAGUGAAUUAUUUUACUUUGUAAAAAGUUUUAUCCUGAAGUUUCUGGACCAGUCUUUCCUGAUAAACUUGUAUGCAAAGCAAAUUUUCUGAACAUUUUUUAAAUGUUGCUGCUGCUAUGUUAUCACGUAAAAGAAAGUUGCCAAGAUGGACUUAGGGGAAAAUUAUUGGUUUUUCCAAAAAUUGCUGAAAUAUUGUUUUACCAUUAAAAAAAAAUCUCAGGAUGCUACCAGUCUGCCAUUAAAAUAUUUGUAUGCAUGUAUUUUUUAAACAUUUGUGCAUGCACUUUACAGAGUAAACUGUAUGUCAGUCUUCAGUUAAUUUAUAACCAAUUGCUUUAUUUUUUAGUGUUCUUUUAGAGUUCAAAGAAUUAUCAGUGAUUGAAGAUAAUCAAUAUAUAGUUUAAGACUGUGCUUAGAAGUCUGAAACUGUCUUUGCAUUUGACAGCAAGAAUCAAAAUCCCUUCAGCGUGCCUUUGUUAGCUAAUAUAUGACCAGCAACAAAAAUCUUCAAAGUAUUUAUUAAAUACUGUACUGUGGAUACAGGCAGAAUAGUGCAGGGUUUUCAGUCUGGGGUCUUGAGGCUAAAUUCCUAAAUGCUCUCACACCGGAAAUUCGGAGCAGAGGCGCCCAUUUGCCUGUGUUCCUAAUCACUGGGAAGAGGCAUGGGCUCAACUGCUGCCAGGUUUACGUCUCUCCUGCAGCCAGAGGCCCCACUGCUCACCCCUAUCAUAAAAUACGAGUUCGUAUUUUCUGCAAGUCUGCCCCGUUGAGCCUCCAAGGCUGUGGGGUGUUUUAUCCAGACACACACCUCCUCCGCUUUAGGGGACACAGAGCCCUCACUCGUGGGGGGAGGAAGGGCCGAACAGUUGUCAGUGGACGAGAGGACGGAAUUGCUUACUUUACGGUGUUUUGCACGGCUUCCUCUGGCCGGAGAGAAACUCAGGCUAGUGAGCAAAUCUUGGCUUAAAAUCCUACAAGGCAGUUUGAAAUAAUUCACUGUUUACCACUUCUAGGUGGUCUUUUUCUUAUCAAGCCUAAGAUAAUUGGGAAAACGUUUGGGUACAAGUCAAACGUUCUUUGGAUCAUGUUCAAAGCCUUAUUAACAUUGUAACUGAUGGUAGAUCAUUUUGCCUCAUUUAUUUGCCAAAAUAGCAAUUUCUAACUUAAGGAAAUUUUGAGGUCAGCUUACAGCAUUGUUAUUGUAUUUCAUUUUAGAUUGUAAGCUCAGUGGCAGGGACACUAUGUCAAUAAUUGUGUUUUUACAUAGCAACCCGUGCAGUAUACUCUUGGUGCUUAAUAAAUGUUCAUAAUUGUUAAAAAUA
This is a messenger RNA of Balaenoptera ricei (Rice's whale), 4056 nucleotides long. RefSeq names its product LIM zinc finger domain containing 1 (gene LIMS1). The transcript has 10 exons. NCBI's taxonomy places the organism in Eukaryota, Metazoa, Chordata, Mammalia, Artiodactyla, Balaenopteridae. Gene Ontology annotation, cellular component: focal adhesion; cytoplasm; cell-cell junction. The record is from RefSeq and is a predicted model, not a curated record. Bases 313 to 1473 code for a protein of 386 amino acids. Gene Ontology annotation, biological process: cell-cell adhesion; cell-cell junction organization; positive regulation of integrin-mediated signaling pathway.